Molecule: messenger RNA, 447 nt
Organism: Linum trigynum
Lineage: Eukaryota; Viridiplantae; Streptophyta; Magnoliopsida; Malpighiales; Linaceae
Source: the annotation of a GenBank genome assembly
AUGGAAUUCAAUGGCAUUCGCGACCUUGAUUCCGAGAAGCAAAUAUGGUCAGACAAAGUGCUCCAUUUGGACCUCAUCCUCAUGGAUUCGAAGGGCAACGAUAUUUGGGUACAUAUCCCUCCUCUGUUGCAAGAGAAGUUCAAGCGAUUGCCAAAGGAACACCAUGUUUACGUCAUCAAGAACUUUGAUAUCAAUGCAACUUCAUUGACACACCGGCCUAUUUCCAAUCCGUACAUCAUGUUAUUCACUCGGAAGACGACUGUUGAACAUAUCACUGACAUUCCUUCCAUGCCUACCUUCAAGUUCACGUUCAUGAAAGCAAGUGAGAUGGCAAAUAAAGUGGAAGAAAAAACCAACAUCGCAGUUCAACAUUCGACUCCCAUCACUACAAGCAAUAUUGCCGGGAAGUCCACUCGAAAAGAGCUGCAACUGAAGUGGAUUGAGUAA